Molecule: messenger RNA, 1151 nt
Organism: Laetiporus sulphureus 93-53
Lineage: Eukaryota; Fungi; Basidiomycota; Agaricomycetes; Polyporales; Laetiporaceae
Exons: 2
Coding region: 404-919 (171 amino acids)
Source: RefSeq, a predicted model, not a curated record
CUCCAAGGACCUACUUCAUGGGGUGAUACGAGACAAACCACCAACUUCCAUCGAACAAAAGCAAGAGUUAGAGGAAAUCAUCGAAGUGCAACGUCAGGAAAUGGAUAUGUGUACUGCCGAUCAUGCAGUACACCGAGUCAUUGUUGGCCAAUUGGGAUCAGCUCUCCAGCGUAGAUCAAGGAAUCUUGCGGAAAUACAAGAAGCACGUCAACUGUUGGAAACGGCAAUUCCUUCCUGGCCUGAAGCUGAUGAACAUCGUCUACCCUUUCUUUUGAAUCUUUCGACACUUUUGUCCAUGCUUGCUGGUGCAAGCGAGCGACAUUCGGCAGGUCCGGAGAUCGAAAGGCUUGUGAGCAUCAAUCGAGAAUCAUAAGGAUACUAUGCCUUUACACCGGAGGAGCACAUGCAAUACCUCCUCGAACGUGCAAAGUGGAUUAGACGUUUGUGCAGCCCGCCUUUAAGGCACACCCAUCAUGCGGCUGGUUUGAAGGAGAUUGCACAGAAGAUAUCUCUCAUUUCUCCUGGUUACUCUCUCGUACGGCAACUCAGUGCAGAAGCCGAGGUAUAUGAUGAAGAAAUCGCAACUGUCGUUGAGCUCAGACGGAUUACACCUUGUCACGAGCAGCAUUUAAGGCGAUUCACUUCCACUCCUUUGUCAAGCUUGGAAGCUCCGGAGUCUCCACGCUCUUCGAAUAAAUUCAAGAUGUCCGCAUCAUAUCGUGCAAAGGAUGAUUUCGAUGUCGUGGAGCUCGACAUUGAGAUUGCGAACAAUCUGUCCUUUUUACUUGUAACCAGCGCUGUCAAUACGCAUGAGAUCCGUACUUGCUAUCUCAAUCUUGCCGGAUUGUUAAAUCAUCGCUACGCCAUUUCCAUGAUCCCCGUGAUCUUGAUGCCGCCAUCGAAUAUCAAGAAGAGUUGAGACUCUCUCUACCAUCUGCAGACGACCUCCACGGGCUCCUUUGCACCAACCUUUACGACGCAUACAAAGUACGCUAUCGGAUCACUGGUGCAAUCGAUGAUCUGAAGCGUUCCGUGAGAAUGUGCAACGAGUCCGCUCCUCGCUCCACAAAUGCUGUUGGCCCAUCUUUGCUACCUUCUCCAGACGCGGAGGAUACACCGAAUGAACCGGAUCGAAACUUGCAGUCCAGGUC